Coregonus sp. 'balchen' is the source of this 11744-nucleotide messenger RNA. NCBI's taxonomy places the organism in Eukaryota, Metazoa, Chordata, Actinopteri, Salmoniformes, Salmonidae. The record is from the annotation of a GenBank genome assembly.
AUGGCGGGGGUGGGAGUGCCCUUCACUGUGGCCCUCCACUUGGUGUCUGUGGCGAACAUGCUGCAGGUACACAGGGCAGGCUGUCUGCCAGUGAGGCUGCGGAGCUGGGACUUCCUGCCUGUCUGGAUGCAUUCCCUUCAACCCCUGGAUACGCUCAUCACCAAGGUGAAGGUGAUCCUGUGCUGCCUUAAAGAGUCUGCACACAUUUGAUUGAAUGGUGUCUCUGCACCACUCUGUGGACAUUUAUAUAUAUAUUUUUAGGGCAGCAUCCUCAGCAUCCCUACUUCCCGCAGCUAUGCGCAAAAUCUGUCAUAGGGUAGAACUUUUUUUCCCUACAAAACCUAAAAAUGUGCCGUUUUCACGUAUGCAGACAAUGGUAUUGUGCUGGAGAAUGAAAAUGAGAAGUGGUGGAGUUGCCCUUUAAUAGAAAAAGACUCAAGUAAAAGUGAAAGUCACCCAGUAAAAUACUACUUGAGUAAAAGUCUAAAUGUAUUUGGUUUUAAAUAUACGUACGUAUCAAAGGUAAAUGUAAUUGCCAAACUAUACUUAAAUAUCAAAAGUAAAAGUAAAUGCUAUAAAUCAUUUAAAAUUACAAAUAUUAAGCAAACCAGAUGGCACGAUUUUCUUGUUUUUUAUUUAUUUAUAGAUAGCCAGGGGCACAUUCCAACACUCACACAUCAUUUACAAACGAAGCAUUUGUGUUUCGUGAUUCCUCCAGAUCAGAGGCAGUAGGGAUGACCACGUGUUCUCUUGACAAGUGCGUGAAUUGGACCAUUAUAAAUAAUAAAGUACAAAUACCCCAAAAACCUACCACUAAAGUACUUCAAAGCAUUUUUACUUAGUUACUUCACACCAAGGGUUCCCAAAUGUUCUUCCUCUGAAAAACAGUGCUGAUAUCAAAAGUAUGUUAAAAGUUUGCUAUCAGUCCUCAUGAGAGGUAGAAAAUGUGUGUCUCUUUGCUGAGAAUGCAGGAUGUCUAAUUGAAUAGAACAAAAAAAAAUUCACUCAGCCAAGUAGAAGGCCUUGAAAAAUGAAUGCAUAUAAAUGGCCGACUAAUUCAUUCAUGCUAUUCAGGAGGUAAUGGGCGCAUCCACUCGCUAAUUAUAUAGCAACGGAGGUCUGAAUAGUUUAUUAAAUCCAUUUGGUGACAUUAUGGCAAGUGAUUUCUGCAGUUUCAAUACAUUUUAGGCUUAACGUCUCCUCGCUUCUCAAUGAACAAUCUGAACUUUUAAAUAUCAGCCCCAACCACAUGCCAAUUCUAGACAGUUAAUAUUUGAUGAUUUGAUUAUUUUGUUCAAAAUCCCAAUUGUCUUACAUACACUGAGUGUACAAAACAUUAGGAACACCUUUCUAAUUUUGAGUUGCACCCCCUUUUGCCCACAGAACAGCUUCAACUCGUUGGGGCAUGGACACUACAAGGUGUCGAAAGUGUUCCACAGGGAUGCUGGCCCAUGCUGACUCCAAUGCUUCCCACAGUUGUGACAAGUUGGCUGGAUGUCCUUUAGGUGGUGGACCAUUCUUGAUACACACAGAAACUGUUGAGAGUGAAAAACCCAGCAGCGUUGCAGUUCUUACAUUUUAGUCAUUUUAGCAGACUUAUCCAGAGCGACUUACAGUUAGUGAGUGCAUACAUUUUCAUACUAGCCCCCCGUGGGAAACGAACCCACAACCCUGGCGUUGCAAGCGCCAUGUUCUACCAACUGAGCUACAGGGGACUCAAACUGGUGUGCCUGGCACAUACUACCAUACCCCGAUCAAAGGCACUUAAAUGUUUUGUCUUGUCCAUUCACCCUCUGAAUGGCACACAUACACAAUCCAUGUCUCAAUUGUCUCAAGGCUUAAAAUUCCUUCUUUAACCUGUCUCCUCCCCUUCAUCUACACUGUUUGAGAUGGAUUUAACAGGUGACAUAGCUUUCACCUGGAUUCACCUGGUUAGUCUAUGUCAUGGAAAGAGAAGGUGUUCCUAAUUUUUUCAGUCUGCAGGUAGGAUGUUUCAUAUAAUCCAUGAUAGACAAAGAUUAUAGGACCAUCGUCAACUCUAGCUAGCUAGCUAAGCUAACUACACUGAACAAAAAUGUAAAGUGUUGGUCCCAUGUUUCAUGAGCUGAAACAAAAGAUCCCAGACAUUUUCUAUAUGGACAAAAAGCUUAUUUCUCUCACAUUCUUUGCACAAAUUUGUUUAUAUCCCUGUUAGUGAGCAUUUCUAAUUUUCCAAGAUAAUCCAUCAAGAAGCUGAUUAAACAGCAUGAUAAUUACACAGGUGCACCUUGUGCUGGGGACAAUAAAACGCCACUCUAAAAUAUGCAGUUUUGUCACACAACACAAUGCCACAGUUUUGAGGGAGCGUGCAAUCGGCAUGCUGACUUCAGGAAUGUCCACUAGGGCUGUUGCCAGAUAAUUUAAUAUUCAUUUCUCUACCAUAAGCCUCCUCCAAUAGGCAGUACGUCCAACCUGCCUCACAACCGCAGACCGCAUGAAACCACGCCAGUCGCGGACCUUCACAUCCGGCUUCUUCACCUGCGGGAUCGUCUGAGACCAGCCACCCGGACAGCUGAUGAAACUGUGGGUUUGCACAACCAAAUAAUUUCUGCAAAAACUGUCACAAACCGUCUCAGGGAAGCUCAUCUGCGUGCUCGUCGUCCUCACUAGGGUCUUGACCUGACUGCAGUUUGGCGUCGUGACCGACUUCAGUAGGCAAAUGCUCACCUUCAAUGGCCACUGGCACGCUGGAGAAGUGUGCUCUUCAUGGAUGAAUCCUGGUUUCAACUGUACCAGGCAGAUGGCAGACAUCGUGUAUGGCGUUGUGUGGGUGAGCGGUUUGCUGAUGUCAACGUUGUUAACAGAGUGUCCCAUGGUGGCGGUGAGGUUAUGGUAUGGGCAGGCAUAAGCUAUGGACACAAUUGCAUUUUAUCUAUGGCAAUUUCAAUGCACAGAGGUACCCUGACGAGAUCCUGAGGCCUUUUGUCGUGCCAUUCAUCCGCCGCCAUCACCUCAUGUUUCAGCAUGAUAAUGCAUGGCCCAAUGUUGCAAGGAUCUGUACACAAUUUCGGUAAGUUGAAAAUGUCCCAGUUCUUCCAUGGCCUGCAUACUCACCAGGCAUGUCACCCAUUGAGCAUGUUUGGGAUGACCUGGGUCGACGUGUACGACAGCGUGUUCCAGUUCCCGCCAAUAUCCAGCAACUUCGCACAGCUAUUGUAGAGGAGCGUGACAACAUUCCACAGUCCACAAUCAACAGCCUGAUCAACUCUAUGCGAAGGAGAUGUGUCACGCAGGCAAAAUAAAUCGUGGUCACACCAAACUGUCACAUAUCUCUUGUCAAGGCGCAUGUCUUGAAGCUGGAAGAUGUAUCUGUGAUGAGGUGGUGUUGAAGGAGUCAGGCGCAGGAGGGUAAAUCACAGAAUAACAGGCUUUAAUCAGCAAAAUACAGGUUUAUGCAGAAAUGCGCCAAACACACUCCAGGGCACAAAACAGGCGCACUGGAAAAUACAAGGCACACGGGAAAUACUCCCAUCGAUACAAAAUACACGAGCUCCACUGAGCUUCACUAACCUCCACAAUAAACAAUAACCCACACAGACAAGGAAGCAGAGGGAACACUUAUACAGUGGGGAGAACAAGUAUUUGAUACACUGCCGAUUUUGCAGGUUUUCCUACUUACAAAGCAUGUAGAGGUCUGUAAUUUUUAUCAUAGGUACACUUCAACUGUGAGAGACAGAAUCAAAAAAAUCCAGAAAAUCAUUGAUUUUUAAGUAAUUAAUUUGCUUUUUAUUGCAUGACUUAAGUAUUUGAUACAUCAGAAAAGUAGAACUUAAUAUUUGGUACAGAAACCUUUGUUUGCAAUUACAGAGAUCAUACGUUUCCUGUAGGUCUUGACCAGGUUUGCACACACUGCAGCAGGGAUUUUGGCCCACUCCUCCAUACAGACCUUCUCCAGAUCCUUCAGGUUUCGGGGCUGUCGCUGGGCAAUACGGACUUUCAGCUCCCUCCAAAGAUGUUCUAUUUGGUUCAGGUCUGGAGACUGGCUAGGCCACUCCAGGACCUUGAGUUGCUUCUUACGGAGCCACUCCUUAGUUGCCCUGGCUGUGUGUUUUGGGUCGUUGUCAUGCUGGAAGACCCAGCCAUGACCCAUCUUCAAUGCUCUUACUGAGGGAAGGAGGUUGUUGGCCAAGAUCUCGCGAUACAUGGCCCCUUCCAUCCUCCCCUCAAUACGGUGCAGUCGUCCUGUCCCCUUUGCAGAAAAGCAUCCCCAAAGAAUGAUUUUUCCACCUCCAUGCUUCACGGUUGGGAUUUUGUUCUUGGGGUUGUACUCAUCCUUCUUCUUCCUCCAAACACGGCGAGUGGAGUUUAGACCAAAAAGCUCUAUUUUUGUCUCAUCAGACCACAUGACCUUCUCCCAUUCCUCCUCUGGAUCAUCCAGAUGGUCAUUGGCAAACUUCAGACGGGCCUGGACAUGCGCUGGCUUGAGCAGGGGGACCUUGCGUGCGCUGCAGGAUUUUAAUCCAUGACGGCGUAGUGUGUUACUAAUGGUUUUCUUUGAGACUGUGGUCCCAGCUCUCUUCAGGUCAUUGACCAGGUCCUGCCGUGUAGUUCUGGGCUGAUCCCUCACCUUCCUCAUGAUCAUUGAUGCCCCACGAGGUGAGAUCUUGCAUGGAGCCCCAGACCGAGGGUGAUUGACCGUCAUCUUGAACUUCUUCCAUUUUCUAAUAAUUGCGCCAACAGUUCUUGCCUUCUCACCAAGCUGCUUGCCUAUUGUCCUGUAGCCCAUCCUUGCCUUGUGCAGGUCUACAAUUUUAACCCUGAUGUCCUUACACAGCGCUCUGGUCUUGGCCAUUGUGGAGAGGUUGGAGUCUGUUUGAUUGAGUGUGUGGACAGGUGUCUUUUAUACAGGUAACGAGUUCAAACAGGUGCAGUUAAUACAGGUAAUGAGUGGAGAACAGGAGGGCUUCUUAAAGAAAAACGAACAGGUCUGUGAGAGCCGGAAUUCUUACUGGUUGGUAGGUGAUCAAAUACUUAUGUCAUGCAAUAAAAUGCAAAUUAAUUAUUUAAAAAUCAUACAAUGUGAUUUUCUGGAUUUUUGUUUUAGAUUCCGUCUCUCACAGUUGAAGUGUACCUAUGAUAAAAAUUACAGACCUCUACAUGCUUUGUAAGUAGAAAAACCUGCAAAAUCGGCAGUGUAUCAAAUACUUGUUCUCCCCACUGUACAAUGACUAAUGAGGGAAUAAGGACCAGGUGUGUGUGAUUGAAGACAAGACAAAUGGAGUGAUGAUAAAUGGAUCGGCAGUAGCUAGUAAGCCGGUGAUGCCGAAUGCCGAAACCUGCCCGAACAAGGAGGGGAGGCAGCCUCGGCGGAAGACGUGACAGUACCCCCCCUUGACACGCGGCUCCAGCCGGAGCAGGGCGAGCAGGAUGGCGACGGUGGAAAUCCCGUAACAUGGAGGGAUCGAGGAUAUCCCUCACCGGGACCCAGCACCGUUCCUCCGGACCGUACCCCUCCCACUCCACGAGGUACUGAAGGCCCCCCACCCGACGCCUCGAAUCCAGGAUGGAACGGAGAGAGUACGCCAGGGCCCUCUUGAUGUCCAGAGGAGGUGAAGGGACCUCCCGCACCUCAGACUCCUGGAGCGGACCAGCUACCUCCGGCCUGAGGAGAGACACAUGAAACGAGGGGUUAAUACGGUAAUCAGGGGGAAGUAAUAACCACCUAUAAGUGACCUCGUUGACUCUUCUCAGGACUUUGAAAGGCCCCACAAACCGCAGGCUCAGCUUCCGGCAGGGCAGGCGGAGGGGCAGAUUCCGGGUCGAGAACCAGACCCGAUCCCCCGGUACAAAGACGGGGGCCUCACUGCGGUGGCGGUCAGCGUUGGCCUUCUGACGACGCACUGCGCGUUGGAGGUGAACGUGGGCAGCAUCCCACGUCUCCACCGCGCACCAAAACCAGUCAUCCACCGCAGGAUACUCGGUCUGGCUCUGGUGCCACGGUGCAAGAACCGGUUGGUAACCUAGAACACACUGGAAAGGCGUUAGGUUAGUGGAGGAGUGGCGGAGAGAGUUCUGGGCAUAUUCUUCCCAUGGCAAGAACACCGACCACCCCCCCGGCCGGUCCUGGCAGUAGGACCGCAGGAACCUACCCACGUCCUUAUUUACCUGUUCCACCUGCCCAUUACUCUCGGGGUGGAACCCAGAGGUCAGGCUGACCGAGACCCCCAGACGUUCCAUGAACGCCUUCCAGACCUUGGACGUGAACUGGGGACCUCGGUCAGACACUAUAUCCUCUGGUACCCCGUAAUGCCGGAAGACGUGUGUAAACAGGGUCUCUGCAGUUUGCAGAGCCGUGGGGAGACCGGACAGAGGAAGGAGGCGGCAGGCUUUAGAAAAGCGGUCCACAACGACCAGGAUAGUGGUGUUACCAUGAGAGAGGGGAAGAUCAGUUAGAAAAUCAACACUUAGGUGAGACCAUAGUUGUUGUGGAACUGGUAAAGGUUGUAACUUACCAGCUGGGAGGUGCCUAGGUGCCUUACUCUGGGCGCACACUGAGCAUGAGGAAACGUACACCCUCACAUCCUUAGCCAAGGUAGGCCACCAGUAUUUUCCGGUCAGGCAGCGCACAGUACGGCCGAUACCUGGGUGACCAGAGGAGGGUGACGUGUGUGCCCAGUAGAUCAGACGAUCACGGAUAAGAGCAGGCACGUACUGUAGCCAUUUGGACACAGAGGUGGAGAGGGAUCCGUGCGUAAUGCCUGCUCUAUAUCCGCGUCCAUCGCCCAUACUACCGGCGCCACCAUGCAGGAGGCCGGCAGUAUGGGGGUGUUGUCGCUGGGCCUCUCCUCUGUGUUAUACAGCCGGGACAGUGCGUCUGCCUUAACGUUCUUUGUACCCGGGAUGUAUGAUAGAGUGAAAUCAAACUUGGUGAAGAAUAGGGCCCACCUGGCCUGGCGAGGAUUCAGCCUCCUCGCUGCCCGGAUGUACUCCAGGUUACGGUGGUCCGUCCAGACGAGGAAAGGGUGUUUUGCCCCCUCGAGCCAAUAUCUCCACACGGUCAAAGGCUCAGACAACAGCCAACAGCUCCCGAUCACCAACGCCGUAGUUCUGCUCCGCCGGGCUGAGCUUCUUCGAGAAGAACGCACAGGGGUGGAGCUUGGGUGGCGUACCCAACCGUUGAGACAGGACAGCUCCUAUCCCAACCUCGGACGCAUCCACCUCCACUACGAACGGUAGUGAUAAAUCAGGGUGGGCCAGUACAGACCCCGCAGUUUGCUGAAGGCCAGGUCAGCCUCAGCAGACCAGCGGAGCCGGGAUGGCCCACCCUUCAACAGGGAGGUAAUGGGAGCUGCGACCUUGCCAAAGCCCUGGAUAAACCUCCGAUAGCAGUUGGCAAAGCCAAGGAAGCGCUGCACCUCCUUAACUGUGGUUGAAGUCGGCCAAUUACGUACGGCUGAAAUUUGAUCCCCCUCCAUCUCCACACCUGAGGUGGAAAUGCGGUAUCGAAGGAAGGAGACAAACUUCUGGAAAAACAUACACUUCUCUGCCUUAGCAUAAAGGUCAUUUUCCAACAGUCGGGCCAGCACCUUGCGAACCAGGGACACAUGCUCGGCGUGCAUAGCGGAAUACACCAGGAUGUCAUCGAUAUAGACCACUACACCGCGACCAAGCAUGUCCCGAAACACCUCGUUCACAAAGGACUGGAAAACUGAGGGAGCAUUCAUCAAAACAUAGGGCAUCACCAGGUAUUCAUAACGUGGUUGUGCUGAAUGCUGUCUUCCACUCAUCUCCCUCUCGGAUACGCACCAGGUUGUACGCACUCCUGAGAUCUAAUUUGGUGAAGAAGCGCGCCCCAUGCAUUGAUUCAAUCACUGAAGGAAUGAGGGGGAGAGGAUACCUAAAUCUUAUCGUCUCCCUGUUCAGUGGUCGAUAAUCAAUGCACGGGCGCAGACCUCCGUCCUUCUUCUUCACAAAGAAGAAACCCAAGGAGGCGGGUGAAGUGGAGGGAUGUAUAUACCCCUGGCGCAGGGACUCGGUGACAUAUGUUUCCAUAGCCACCGUUUCAGCCUGUGACAGGGGGUAUAUACAGUGGGGGAAAAAAGUAUUUAGUCAGCCACCAAUUGUGCAAGUUCUCCCACUUAAAAAGAUGAGAGAGGCCUGUAAUUUUCAUCAUAGGUACACGUCAACUAUGACAGACAAAAUGAGAUUUUUUUUUCCAGAAAAUCACAUUGUAGGAUUUUUUUAUGAAUUUCUUUGCAAAUUAUGGUGGAAAAUAAGUAUUUGGUCAAUAACAAAAGUUUCUCAAUACUUUGUUAUAUACCCUUUGUUGGCAAUGACACAGGUCAAACGUUUUCUGUAAGUCUUCACAAGGUUUUCACACACUGUUGCUGGUAUUUUGGCCCAUUCCUCCAUGCAGAUCUCCUCUAGAGCAGUGAUGUUUUGGGGCUGUCGCUGGGCAACACGGACUUUCAACUCCCUCCAAAGAUUUUCUAUGGGGUUGAGAUCUGGAGACUGGCUAGGCCACUCCAGGACCUUGAAAUGCUUCUUAAGAAGCCACUCCUUCGUGUGUUUGGGAUCAUUGUCAUGCUGAAAGACCCAGCCACGUUUAAUCUUCAAUGCCCUUGCUGAUGGAAGGAGGUUUUCACUCAAAAUCUCACGAUACAUGGCCCCAUUCAUUUUUUCCUUUACACGGAUCAGUCGUCCUGGUCCCUUUGCAGAAAAACAGCCCCAAAGCAUGAUGUUUCCACCCCCAUGCUUCACAGUAGGUAUGGUGUUCUUUGGAUGCAACUCAGCAUUCUUUGUCCUCCAAACACGACGAGUUGAGUUUUUACCAAAAAGUUCUAUUUUGGUUUCAUCUGACCAUAUGACAUUCUCCCAAUCCUCUUCUGGAUCAUCCAAAUGCACUCUAGCAAACUUCAGACGGGCCUGGACAUGUACUGGCUUAAGCAGGGGGACACGUCUGGCACUGCAGGAUUUGGGUCCCUGGCGGCGUAGUGUGUUACUGAUGGUAGGCUUUGUUACUUUGGUCCCAGCUCUCUGCAGGUCAUUCACUAGGUCCCCCCGUGUGGUUCUGGGAUUUUUGCUCACCGUUCUUGUGAUCAUUUUGACCCCACGGGGUGAGAUCUUGCGUGGAGCCCCAGAUCGAGGGAGAUUAUCAGUGUUUAUGUCUUCCAUUUCCUAAUAAUUGCUCCCACAGUUGAUUUCUUCAAACCAAGCUGCUUACCUAUUGCAGAUUCAGUCUUCCCAGCCUGGUGCAGGUCUACAAUUUUGUUUCUGGUGUCCUUUGACAGCUCUUUGGUCUUGGCCAUAGUGGAGUUUGGAGUGUGACUGUUUGAGGUUGUGGACAGGUGUCUUUUAUACUGAUAACAAGUUCAAACAGGUGCCAUUAAUACAGGUAACGAGUGGAGGACAGAGGAGCCUCUUAAAGAAGAAGUUACAGGUCUGUGAGAGCCAGAAAUCUUGCUUGUUUGUAGGUGACCAAAUACUUAUUUUCCACCAUAAUUUGCAAAUAAAUUCAUAAAAAAUCCUACAAUGUGAUUUUCUGGAAAAAAAAUUCUCAAUUUGUCUGUCAUAGUUGACGUGUACCUAUGAUGACAAUUACAGGCCUCUCUCAUCUUUUUAAGUGGGAGAACUUGCACAAUUGGUUGCUGACUAAAUAAUUCCCCCCCCCACUGUAUGACUCCUGGGAGGUACAACGUCUACCCAGAGGUUUAUCGCGCAAUCCCCCGCCCGAUGAGGUGGUAAUUUAGUUGCCUGCGUUUUAGAGAACGCUUGCACCAGAUUGAGGUAUUCAGAGGGAAUGCGCACGGUGGAGGUACUGUCUGGACUUUCCACCGUGGUUGCACCAACGGAAACACCUAGACACCUACCCUGACACUCUCACGACCACCCUGUGAAAACCCUCUGCGGCCAUGAGUAGGUGGGGUUGUGGAGUGCUAACCAAGGGAUACCACAGGGAAAGCAGGAGACUCAAUAAUGGAAAAAGUAACCUGCUCACAAUGAGUCUCCUGGGUAAUCAUGGUGACUGGUGCAGUAACUUCCUUAACCAACCCGGAUCCUAAUGGUCGAUUAUCAAGUGCUCUGAUGGGGCGUGGAAUGGAUAGGGGAAUCAAUGGAAUGCCUAUACGGUGUGCGAAUGCCCAGUCCAUAAAGUUCCCAGCUGCGCCUGAAUCGACUAGCGCCUUACACUGGGGAACUACCAUGUGCUCAGGAAAGGAGAUGUGUAUUUUACAGUGCACAGCAGAGGGCUCUGAACGAGUGUGGGUGUUCGAUACCUGGGGUGAUGCAUUUUUACAUUACAUUUUAAUCAUUUAGCAGACGCUUUUAUCCAGAGCGACUUACAGUUAGUGAGUGCAUACAUUAUUAUAUAUUUUUUUUUUUUUUCAUACUGGCCCCCCGUGGGAAUCGAACCCACAACCCUGGCGUUGCAAACGCCAUGCUCUACCAACUGAGCUACAUCCCUGCUGGCCAUUCCCUCCCCUGUGCAGACCUCCUCCAGGACGUCCUCUGGUUGCCAGCAGGUUGUCCUAACGAAUGGCCAUGUCCACCAGUUGCGAGAAGGACAACAUGGUGUCACGGCAGGCUAGCUCCCGUCGGACAUCCUCUCGCAGAUGGCACCGGAAAUGGUCGAUCAGGGCCCGCUCGUUCCACCCGGACCCAGCUGCCAGAGUUCGAAACUCCAAUGCGAAGUCCUGCGCAGUCCUCGUCCCCUGCCUCAGGUGGACCAGCCGCUCGCCGCUAGUUCUCCAACGUGGCUCCUCCUUCGUUCCAUACCGCGUUGGCCCACUCCAGGGCUUUCCCCGAGAGGCAGGAGACGAGGGAGAUCAUCUUCUCCCGCUCCGAUGGGACCGGCUGGAUGCAGGAGAAGUAGAGCUCCAGUUGGAGAAGGAAUCCUUGGCACAGUGCCGCUGUCCCGUCAAACUCCCGUGGUCGGAAUAUCUGGAUCCCUCCGGGUGCUGGGGUGUGGGUGGCGGGAUCCGGUUGGCCAGCUGGUCUCAACGGAUCUGGCUCUCUCCUUUCCAGGCAUUGGACGACCUAAAGAUCCAUCGCUUCCCCCAAGCUGGCUAGCAUAGUUGAAUGCUCCUGGACCCGUUCCACGACUCCAGGCAUGCGCGUCUCUCCCGCUGACUCCAUAUCGGGUGGGUGAUUCUGUGAUGAGGUGGUGUUGAAGGAGUCAGGCGCAGGAGGGUAAAUCACAGAAUAACAGGCUUUAAUCCGCAAAAUACAGGUUCACGCAGAAAUGCGUCAAACACACUCCAGGGCACCAAACAGGCACACUGGAAAAUACAAGGCACACGGGAAAUACUCCCGUCGAUACAAAAUACACAAGCUUCACCGAGCUUUACUAACCUCCACAAUAAACAAUCACCCACACAGACAAUGAAGCAGAGGGAAUGCUUAUACAAUGACUAAUGAGGGAAUAAGGACCAGGUGUGUGUGAUUGAAGACAAGACAAAUGGAGUGAUGAUAAAUGGAUCGGCAGUAGCUAGUAAGCCGGUGACGCCGAAACCUGCCCGAACAAGGAGGGGAAGCGGCCUCGACGGAAGUCGUGACAGUAUCAGUGUUGUAGCUGAAAAAGACAUGGCUGAAGGACUAGCAUCUGAAGCGUUGAAUUAUAGCGAGCUGCAGAUUAAGGAAUCAAAACACCUGCCUUCUCUCCUCAUCAGCCCAGGGUUGCAUACCUGUCCUGUCUGGAUGACAUCCCCAUGACACCCCAAUCACCACCAUCACAGAAGAGGAGGAGAAGAUGGGACCUGGAGUCAACG